AUGCAAGCUCUAAAGAACCAUCGUCUUGCUCUUACUCGUACGCGUGGCAGAUAUGGCAAGAGUAAGCCUUUAAGCCAUGCACGACCUCCUGUUCUUGCCUGUCUCUGUCUCUGUCACGCUGAGUCUGUUCGGACGACACAGGGGCAUUCGGGUCCACUUUUCCCAACCGUCACCGAGUGGUCACUGAGGUUCCUUCCUUCUUGCGUUGCAGCCAAGCUACGGCCCAUGGAUGACGACGGAAGAGAGCCCGACAACUUGUCUGACAGACACGCUAAGACUGAAAAGACGUUGGAUCCUGUUGAGAGCCUGCGACUCAACCUACCUUGUUACUUGCCUACCGUCUACGGUCUACGGAGUCACGGGAGUAGGUCCUCAAAGUUCGGACUUCUACCACCCACGCAACUGUCCAUCACCAAUACCACGCCUCGCCGCGCCCCAUUUGCCAGCCAUGCCAUCCCUCUCCGCGUUCCCGCCGACCGUCUCGACCUCCCCGUCGGCACCGCCUGCCUUCAUCUGAAGCUUCUUGGCGCGCUCCAAACGUCAGACGGCCCCUCCUUUGGCGCCAAGUCCCAGCGUCUACCGGAACCGCACCACUCGACGGUCCGUCCUUGGUGUCCGGCGCGCAACUUGCUCAACUCGACAUUGGCGCUGGUCUUCGCUUUCGCUAUUUGUUUGGGACCCCAUCUCUGCCGACGACGUGCCAAGUCGCCCAGCGUUUUCGUCUCCAUCAUCAUCAAGAGAACUCAAUCUGAAUGCGACGUCGCCCAUGAGGUCCAACGACAGUCUUCAGCAGAGUCGGCUUGGCGAAUCCCGAAUGCCGUCUUGGUGGCCAAGGACGUCGUCAUCUCCAUCAUCACCAAGGGUUUCCAGCCAGUUUUUCUGCGACGCAUAAACCACGCAGCUGGUGUCUGGUCAUCGGCGAGCGUGAGCCAAGACGACUUCUCCUCAUAUUUCGUCAGCACCGCCCGUAACAUUCGGCUUGUCAAGUUGUCACUGUCAGUCGGUUCAUCCAACAUCCGCAAGAUCUGCAGUGUCUACGCUGUCGCUGUCACUUGA
Molecule: messenger RNA, 1056 nt
Organism: Colletotrichum paranaense
Lineage: Eukaryota; Fungi; Ascomycota; Sordariomycetes; Glomerellales; Glomerellaceae
Exons: 5
Coding region: 1-1056 (351 amino acids)
Source: RefSeq, a predicted model, not a curated record